AUGCCGCCCCGCGCAAAACCCACCGCGCCCGCAACACGCAGCACACGCUCGACGCGGCCGGCAGCGAAGACGGUGGUGCAGCCAAAGAACAAGACAACGACGGUAGCAGUGCCACCAGCACCCAGUACUAGUACAAAGAGUAAGAAACGUGCCCGCGACGACACAGACGACGGUGGUGCAGAUAGAGGGGGGGGUAGCGGCAAGAAGAGGCGUGCUGGACACGAUGGGUCAGCAGUAGUAACAAAACCAGCAGCGCUGCGGUCAUUACCCCCACCAAGCACCGCACCCACGACCACACCGCCGCACAAAUCCACAGCGGCAGAGACACAAGCAGGGGCAGAGACAUCGCCGUCCAAGCGCCUCAAGUUCGACCCCGACGUGCACGGCAAGGAGCUGCAGGAGCGCUUCCUCCAGCUGCAGGAAGACCUCUUCGAGAAACUCGUCUCGCCACGGAAGGGGUCAGCAAGCGUCGAGCCAACAACCCACGCACCAAACCCCAAUCCCAAGCUCAACGCCAAAUCCAAUCCCAAGCCAAAGCUCAAGUCGAAACUCAAUCCCAAGUCCAAACCAAAGCCCAAGCCCAGAAUCCCACCCACCACCCGCCCCGCGCCCACCCCUGCGCAGCCACUAACACUCACGGAGCGCCUCCACCGCCUCGCCGCCAACCCCGCCGCUACCACCAGCACCACUACCAGCACCACCACGACCAGCAUCCUCCCCGUGCGCCCCGCCGCCGUAAAGUCCUCCAAGCCGCUCACAAAGCCGUCAUUCGAGCUCCCCGGCGACGCACACAUGAAGAAGCGCGCCGCCGAGCGCGAGGAGCGGCGCAAGCGCAUGGAGGACGCUGCAGCGGAGCGGGAGGCCGCGAAGCGCGCCGGGAGGGCUGUUGUGGCGGGCAAAGCGGGGGGGUCUCGCGCUGGUAGCGCUGCACCGGGGAAGAGUGCUGCGACGGCGCCGGUACCAAUACAGCAGCCAACGCCAGCGUCGAUGUCGAUGUCGUCGCUGUCGCCCGUGAAGCUGGCGUCGGCAUUGAUACCCUCGUUUGUGUCGCGCGGCAUCACGGCCGUCACGGGACUGGGCGGCGGGCGCUCCCCCGCGCCCGCGUCCACGCCUAAAUCAGCAGCGUCCCCCCCACCAACACCAGCAGCAGUGCCAGAAUCCGCACCAUCACCCAGGCCAGCGUCCGCGCAGCCUGACGAGCCCCCAGCAGCACAAGAACCGACCAGUACAGCGGAUGCGCAGCUCAGCAGCGAGGAGGAGGAAGCGCAGGUGCUACGGCUGCGCGCCGAGGCCGCUGAGAAGGGGAGGGAGUCGGCGAGGGUGUGGGCGGAGCAGAUGAGGGGGAGGCAGCUGGAGAUGGAGCGCGGGGGUGGUGCGUCGUGA
Morchella importuna is the source of this 1383-nucleotide messenger RNA. RefSeq lists its product as uncharacterized. The record is from RefSeq and is a predicted model, not a curated record. The transcript has 4 exons. Lineage: Eukaryota; Fungi; Ascomycota; Pezizomycetes; Pezizales; Morchellaceae. Bases 1 to 1383 code for a protein of 460 amino acids.